AUGUCCGACCUCGCAGAACUGGCAUCCAAGCUGUUCAACGCCAACAAAGAUUCCCAACCGAAGAUUGUAGGGACAGAGAAGCGCGUCCGCGGCCUCCUCAAUGGCCAAUACAUCUUUGACACCACGGCGGCGAAGCUAGUCUGGGAAAACGGAUUCUACCCGAACUACUGGAUCCCACGGUCGGACUUCCUCAGCACGGUCAAAUUCGGCGAAGACAAACCCGUCUCGGGCAUCGACUCUUCAACAUCAACACUCAGCGUCGACAACAAGUCCGUCGCUUCAUUGGUCGUCCCGGACUCGUUCAACUCCGAGCUGGCGGGCUACGUGAAGAUCGACUUCAAAGCCCUGGACGCGUGGUACGAAGAACAAGCCCAGAUUGUCUAUCAUCCGAAAGACCCCUUCCACCGCGUCGAUAUUCUCCCCACGGGUCGCCACGUGAAGGUGGAGAUCGACGGGGUCGUCGUCGCGGACACGGGGUCCGAAGGCGGCGUCAUGUCCCUGUGGGAGACCCGAUUUCCCGCUCGGUGGUACUUGCCUCGCACGGCGAUCAAGUGGGAAUACUUGACACCCAGCGACACGCACACGGGAUGUCCAUACAAAGGUGAGGCGAGCUACUAUAAUGCCGUGAUCAACGGGAAGGAAGUCAAGGACGUGGCUUGGUGGUAUAAGAACCCGACGCUGGAGAGCGGCAACAUUGUGGGCAUGUUGUGUUUCUAUCCCAACAAGGUUGAUACGUUCGUCGAUGGGAAGGCAAUUGAGAAGUGA
This is a messenger RNA of Cladophialophora yegresii CBS 114405, 765 nucleotides long. RefSeq lists its product as uncharacterized. The record is from RefSeq and is a predicted model, not a curated record. NCBI's taxonomy places the organism in Eukaryota, Fungi, Ascomycota, Eurotiomycetes, Chaetothyriales, Herpotrichiellaceae. The transcript is spliced from 2 exons. Bases 1 to 765 code for a protein of 254 amino acids.